GCCACAUCCUCUGCAGCCUGUGGAGAGCCGUGAAAGUUCAAAUUAAAGAAACGCCAUCCUGGUGAUCCAGAAGCAUUAAGAACCACACUUUUUUUCCCUUUUUUUUAUUUUUUAUGCCGCAGUUUUACGCGCGCUGGCGCGCGACGGAAGCUGAGCGCACGUGGGCGAACAUUUGUCCUGUGGGAAAAGUUUGACCGGAGAGUAACGCGGCAGUGCCAAUGUCCAAGUCCGCCCCGUGUCAGGGGAACGCGCGGAGGUCUUCUGGUGUGGCGCGCGGGAAGCGGCCGCCGCAUUUGGAGCUGUCGGAAACCACCGUUGGCGCACCCGGACCGGAGACGCCGGCGCGCGGCGACGACGCGUUUUCGGGAAGAGCCAAAAUGCCCGGGGACGGCGACGCCCAUGCGGAGGCGCCCGGUGUCUACCUCCACCCGUACCUGUCUCACCCGCGGAUGUCCGUGCGGAUGUCGGUGUACAGCACCGGCGUGCGACCGGCGGUCACGCGCGCCUACAUCCAAGGGCGCGUGUACAACUUCCUGGAGAGGCCGUCCGGCUGGAAGUGCUUCGUGUACCACUUCACAGUGUUUCUCAUAGUUCUGGCCUGCCUGAUCUUGAGUGUCCUCUCUACCAUUGACCAUUACCAGGCCCUGGCUCACACAACGCUCUUCUGGGUGGAGAUCGUCCUUGUGGUGUUCUUCGGCGUGGAGUAUUUUGUCCGCCUCUGGUCAGCAGGCUGCCGCAGCAAAUACGUUGGCAUCUGUGGCCGACUGCGCUUCGCCAGGAAGCCAAUAUCUAUUAUAGAUCUGAUCGUUGUCGUUGCCUCAGUAAUCGUGUUGUCGGUGGGCUCCAAAGGGCAGGUGUUUGCCACCUCUGCUGUAAGGGGGAUUCGCUUCCUGCAGAUCCUGCGUAUGCUUCAUGUUGACCGGCAGGGAGGAACCUGGCGUCUCCUGGGCUCUGUUGUCUUCAUCCAUCGGCAGGAGCUGAUCACCACCUUGUACAUUGGCUUCCUGAGCCUGAUCUUCUCCUCGUACUUUGUCUACCUGGCAGAGAAAGAUGGCGUCGAUAGCAGCGGCUCCACCGAGUUUGAAAACUACGCAGAUGCUCUGUGGUGGGGAGUGGUGACAGUGACGACCAUUGGCUAUGGAGACAAAGUGCCACAAACCUGGAUUGGAAAGACCAUCGCAUCCUGUUUCUCAGUCUUUGCCAUUUCCUUCUUUGCCCUGCCUGCAGGAAUCCUGGGCUCCGGCUUCGCCCUGAAGGUGCAGCAGAAGCAGAGACAGAAGCACUUCAACAGACAGAUCCCUGCAGCCGCCUGUCUCAUUCAGACGUCGUGGAGAUGCUUCGCGGUGGAGAACUUAGAGUCGGCCACGUUCAAGAUGUUUUUGAGAAAGCGCUCCCACAUCACCGCCGCCUCUUUGUCCACCCCCAAGCCCAAGAAAUCGGUGAAGAUAAGGAAGAAGUUGAAGAGCACUGACAAGGACAACGGCCUGACCUCUCCCACGAUUCCCAGCAUCACCUUCGACUCUGUGUUUGACAGCAGCAGGGAGCUGAGUUCGGAUGUUUACAGCACGGUGGGCACAGAUCGCCCCGAGUCCUGGGCGUCUCUAUCUUCCCUUCACUUCAGCUCCCCACCUCCAGCGAAAAGGAACCCUGGCCUAUUGGAUGUUCAAUCCCCCGGCCCCCUCCAGAGGAACUGCAGCUUCGCAGACAACCUGGAGCUGGAGUCGGAGCGGCACCACAGCGAACUGACUCCUGUCUCCUCAAUGUCACAGAUGACGGAGUCGCACCGGAAAGCCAUCCGGGUGAUCCAGAGAAUGCGCUACUUUGUGGCCAAGAGAAAUUUCCAGCAAGCUCGUAAGCCGUACGAUGUGCGAGACGUGAUUGAGCAGUACUCCCAGGGUCACCUCAACCUCAUGGUGCGAAUCAAGGAGCUGCAGAGGAGACUGGACCAGUCUUUAGGGAAGAUAACUCUGUUCCAGACGGGCACAGACAGGGCCAGGGACAAAGGCAACAACUCCAUCGGAUCCAGACUCAACAGGAUGGAGGAUAAGAUCACACACAUGGACCAGACGAUGAAGCGUAUCGCCGAGUCCCUCGCCUCCCUGCUGGACCAGAGGGAUGUUGACGGCGGCGAAGGUGGAGGCAGGGCGAGGCCGCGGCCCGGGCGGACAUGUAAUCUCCAGCCCCGUCAGGACAGCCUGCCGAGCUACGAGCAGCUGUCUUCAUCACCUUCCUCCUUCUCCUCCAACACGGCGAGCGCGGCGGCCGGGCCCAACCCUCCGCUCAGCACCGCCGCCGGUCAGGAGGAGGACUGCUACUGAAACCUGCUGGAGCCACAUCUAUUUACAAAUCUAUCUAUCUGUUCAUCCAUCUAUCUAUCUGUACAUCCAUCCAUCUAUCUAUCUAUCUAUCUAUCUAUCUGUACAUCCAUCCAUCUAUCUAUCUAUCUGUCUAUCUGUUCAUCUUUCUAUACUGUACAUCUAUGAAUCUAUCUGUCUGUCCGUCCUUCCAUGCACCCAUCCAUCUUUCCAUCUAUCAGUCCAUCGAGCCAUCCAUCCUUCCUUCCAUCUAUCCGUCCAUCCAUCCAUCCUUCCUUCCAUCUAUCCGUCCAUCC
Scophthalmus maximus (turbot) is the source of this 2611-nucleotide messenger RNA. It is a transcript of the gene kcnq1.1, whose product is annotated as potassium voltage-gated channel, KQT-like subfamily, member 1.1. Gene Ontology annotation, molecular function: voltage-gated potassium channel activity. The coding region runs from base 219 to 2318 and encodes 699 amino acids. Gene Ontology annotation, biological process: transmembrane transport; potassium ion transport. The transcript is spliced from 17 exons. Gene Ontology annotation, cellular component: membrane. The record is from RefSeq and is a predicted model, not a curated record. Lineage: Eukaryota; Metazoa; Chordata; Actinopteri; Pleuronectiformes; Scophthalmidae.